Molecule: messenger RNA, 1384 nt
Organism: Lathyrus oleraceus (garden pea)
Lineage: Eukaryota; Viridiplantae; Streptophyta; Magnoliopsida; Fabales; Fabaceae
Product: protein FATTY ACID EXPORT 3, chloroplastic
Exons: 7
Coding region: 216-1139 (307 amino acids)
Biological process (GO): fatty acid transport
Cellular component (GO): chloroplast inner membrane
Molecular function (GO): fatty acid transmembrane transporter activity
Source: RefSeq, a predicted model, not a curated record
ACAACAACACGUGACCAAGCCACCGAUUAUUCCAAACUUUCCUCUGCAUUUUCCAAACCACACCUACAAAAAAGAAAUUCACAUUACUUCAUUUCAUAAACCCUUCUUUUGAUUUCGGUUUCCAUUAUUCUUUUCCCUUUACUUUGAUUCUUACUCCUUCUUCCAACCCUUACCAAAAUUCUCGUUCCCUUCGCCCCUUUCAAUAUCUGAACCUAAUGGCCUCCAUGAGUUUCACAAUGGAUUCAGUUUCUGUUUUAAACCCUAAACUUAACCAUUCCCGUCCCUCUCUCCCAACCUUUCACCCUUUACUCAAAAACCGCACUUUCAAACUCUCCCUUCCCCGUUAUGCUCUCCAUCAACCCAAACCCUUAACCGUCACUUUCGCCGCGCCGGAACACGACUCCGAUCAUGGUCAAGUUGAAGUGGAGAAGGGGAAUGACGAUGUUGAUGUUGAUGUUGGUUCCGAGGAGGAAUCACAGGAAGCAUGGAAGCAGGCUUUGGAUACAUUCAAGGAACAGGCUUUGAAGGUUCAAGGGGUUUCUCAAGAGGCUUAUGAAUUGUACUCGAAGAAGGCGGUCGUUAUUUUGAAGGAUACUUCGGAGCAGUUGAAGAUACAUGCUGAUAAGGCCAAACAUGAUUUGAGUGUUGUGGCGAAGGAAAUUACGGAAGAAGGGAAAGAGUAUUUGUCUUCUGCUGCGGAGAAUUCGCCUGAGGUGAAGGAGAUUGUGGAGACUUUUACUUCCCCGGAGGAUGAUCUUAGCAAUGUUUCUGGAGUGAGGGAUUUUUAUGUUGGGAUACCCUAUGGUUUGCUACUAUCUCUGGGUGGCUUCCUUUCCUUUAUGGUAACCGGAAGCCUUGCAGCAAUAAGGUUUGGGGUGAUUUUAGGCGGUGGUCUGUUGGCUCUAAGCAUUUCAAGUUUGAAAUCAUAUAAAAAAGGACAGCCUUCUUCUCUAGCUUUGAAGGGCCAGACAGCAAUAGCAACUAUCUUGUUUCUGCGGGAGAUUAACUCAGUUGGCAGAGGAUCAACUUAUUUCACUGCCUUGAUCAGUGGUGCGGUAGCGGCGUUUUACGUCUAUAGACUGGUUUUGGAAGGUAAACCACAAAAAGGUUCAAACUUGGAAGGUGAAGCAGGAAACUAGUUCAGUGAUAAGUGUCAAUUGGAAGAUCAGACAAAAAAACAGAAGAUGCAUGAAGACUGUCAUAGUAAAUUUUUGGUGAUUUAUUUAUUUCUUUGAUAUUCUGUGGCCGGGUUGUCAAGACUCGUAGCGGAGGACUAGGGUUACGGUUUCAUGCAUGAAAAAAUUGAGCAUCUGGAAAAUCUUGAUAUACUUUAGAAGUACUCUAGUGUAUAAUUAUGAUGAUUUAUGAAUGAACUUUUCUUUUA